This is a messenger RNA of Fusarium odoratissimum NRRL 54006, 3188 nucleotides long. RefSeq lists its product as uncharacterized. Lineage: Eukaryota; Fungi; Ascomycota; Sordariomycetes; Hypocreales; Nectriaceae. The transcript has a single exon. Bases 927 to 1442 code for a protein of 171 amino acids. The record is from RefSeq and is a predicted model, not a curated record.
ACGACAACAAGAUAUUAUCGACACCUCAAGGGUGGCGGUUUGGUGAGCUUGUCGCUCAUGAAGCCGAGGAGGGAAACCAUAUUCGUUCUUUCUUUCCAGUUAGCCAUUGCGGUUGUGUGAUCUGGAUCUAUAAGAGAAAGCCGUUUACUCCGGAUUUCUGGGUUGGUUUGCUCGACCAACCUGUUUCAAUACUCAACCACAUUCACCAUACGAAACACACCUUAUCAACUUACUUUUUGUUGCUCAGCAUUGAUCGACGCUUGUAAGGUCGUAUUAUUAUCUAGAAUUCAGUUUUGCUAUUGCCCAUCCGUCUCAAUUACCUUUCAUCAACAAGCAUCCAUACACACAUCAGCCACUCUUGCUACUCCUCGUCAUCAGUCACACAGACAAGACGAGAAAGGAAAAAGACAAACCAGAACAGAGCAAGGACAGGGACAUUUACCAGGAUCAAAGUGACAAGGGCCUCAGCAACCCAAAGACCAAGACUAGGACCAGGACCGACCCUUUCCCUUCCCACGGCCGACAUUACUCGGUCUCUGUUUGGAUAGAGUGAAAGCAACUAUCUGUGCCGGUGUAAGACAUUCGCCAACUCAAAAUCCCCGAGACGGACGGAUCGAACCCGUGUCACGCCUACCACCUACAGGCGACAGCACCACUACCAUCCGAGAAGAGGACAUCCCGCGCAUUACAGUUCUUUGGAGCAAACCUUCAGGACGACGUUGACCCCUGUCAUAAUUCGAUCCACUUGAGACGUUGUUCCAGAUCUGGGACAGGCAUUAAUCUCAUCACCUUCAGCCUGUCAACCCACACGAGCCACUCGCCCCCCCUCCCUCCCCCAUCACACUUCUCCACUUGUCUAAGUAACCUACUUUCCACAAGGGCAGCUCUAUUUCCAGCUCCCUAGCCUGGAAGUCUCUCUUUGAUACAUGCACGACUCGCCUGCAUCAACCCCAUCCACUUCGCCUGCUUAUAUUAGACGUACAAGUACUACCAUGAUGUCCGUCGCUUCCCAUGAUUCUCAGUUCCCGCCUUAUUACUAUAUCCCCAUCCGUCCUGUCUCUUCCCAAAGGCCACAGUCUCAGCAAGAAGUCCCAUACUUGCAUUACCCCAAUAUCAAUAACACAUACGCCCUUGACUCUUUCAACGCCAACGACAUGGCCGCCGCAGCUGCUAGUCACAGACGCUCCCAACAAGAAGAUGCCAGUGUCGCACAGGCUCUUGAGAUUGCUAGGGAGAGCCCUGAUGGCUCAUCAGACCCUACUAUUAGCAAGAUACUCGAGGCUGCUCUAGACCGAAUCUGGGGGAAGGUGAAAAUGCAUCCCGACUCAUAUAUCAUGACUCGAGAUGAGUUCGCUGUCUUCAACUUCUUUCAGUACCGCUUCCUCGGCAACAAGAUGGCAGUGAGCGCUCGAAAGCGAUACUGGGACAACACCCAUGCCUGAUUGCCCACCGGGUCUCAUUACAUAAGGCGGCUUUGUCUUCCGCACCCUUUGUUCUGCUCUUCUACAUAUGGAGGGUUUCUCUUGCGCAUUGAGCGGCCUACUACAGCAACACGGCUAAACGAUGACAAGAGACGAUUUUUCUUUUCCCUUUCUUACCCAACGAAGCACGACACCGAACAGCCAGGGUUACGCCGAUACCCUUGCCCAUCGAAAUAUCCACAGAGACAACCAGGGUUGGCCCAAACCUGAUUUACACAUCCGAAUUUCCGACUCACUGCCUGUUAAUACCUACUGCUCAGCAAAGUCGGCAUAUUGACAAGAAGCGAGAGCUGAAACUUUGGGGCCCGUACCAAGGAUACAAGUACACUGCAGAAGAGUGAGGCGCAUGAGCUAUGAGGGUAACGAGCAAGUAGCCUGUCCCUUCUUGGCCUGGAACAGGGUUUCCCACGGUGUCUUUCAGCAUGACUUGUUAAUGCAUUCAAACUCUGCAAGCCAUGGACGCCAUCAGCAAUGUCAAGUCAUGCCAACUUGAACGGAGAAAGAUAAUGGAAGGAUAAAGCGAAGACCAGGCAAAGAGUCACGUAAAGAAAUUCGACUCCACUUACUGGCAGCCCUGGAUGAUCCGCCACAACCCUCCAAAACCCGGUUCCUGAGCCCGUUAACUGAGUGGGUCUUGACCAGCAUUGGAACCAUUUCCCAUCAUUCGCAUGGUGCCCCGCUAUUCUGUUCCUUGUGGCUCCAAUCUCCGACAACAUUUCCAGUUUCUCUCUGUGAUGAGCCAGGACUGGGCCGCGACAUAGCUUCGAUGGCUGGUGUUGUAUUCUAUGCAACCUAGUCAUCCUGACAUUUCUCGCAGGGCUGUAGAACCUCGUCGUGCAGUGGCGAGGAGUGGCGCGGCUUUCAACCUCGGGCUUGUAUUUGUUUCAAGCUUCUUUCAGCCAACUUGACUCGUGAAGGUCAAGCCCGCGUCGCAUCGUCUCAAACCAUGAAGGAUACUGCGGACCUUUGGACCGCCAAGCAGUUUCUAGCAUCCAAACUUUCGUCAUUGCGAACUCUGUUCCUGACUCGCUGGCACUUCACAUCCUUCACAACCGACACUUGUUCAAUUCUUGAUGUUUUGUUGUAUAUCUUGUUCGGCAUCGCCCCUAGGUUCUCUAGCUUUGCCGAACCCUUUCUUCUCUGGCUGCUGGCAGUCUCCCGUGCGUUCGAAGUCGCUGCACAUACUUUUUCCCAUACUUUUUUUUUGUCGUGCCGUAUGGAUUACCUUUUGGGUUAGCUCACCGCGGGUGGUGGUCAUUUUUUAUCUACUUGUAUUUUUUUAUUUUAUUUUUUUGGCUGCCAUUUGUUACCUCGCAAAAUUCUUUGUACUAUAGAUAUACCACUAAGCGCAUCUUAGCUAUUCGUGUUUGGAUUUAGUGCAUAUAGAUCAAUUCAGGAGAUCGUGCUCUCUUCAAGGAGACCAUGUCGUUAACUUUAAUUUACCCAAGUUGAACUCGGACUAUCAUGUUUGUGCAUCUUAUUCAGUAUGACGAAUAGUCAAAUCCCUUUAAGUUUGGUUAUCAUGGUUGGAGGAAUAUGGAGGGUGUAAUUUCAAUAACAGCAAACUGACUCGGACAGGGAUAUGAUUGAUAAGAGGGAAGAACAUUACGCAGCAUCAAACUCAAACAAAGGACCUUAUGACAGCAUAAACGUUAAGAAAUAAUCGUGUUGGGUGUGGUGUCUUUGAGUUUGCCCUUCCAUCACUAA